Messenger RNA from Westerdykella ornata, 342 nucleotides. RefSeq lists its product as uncharacterized. The record is from RefSeq and is a predicted model, not a curated record. Bases 1 to 342 code for a protein of 113 amino acids. NCBI's taxonomy places the organism in Eukaryota, Fungi, Ascomycota, Dothideomycetes, Pleosporales, Sporormiaceae. The transcript has a single exon.
AUGCGCGCAUUCACCCCUCUGAUUGAGGAAAUGACCCUCCUGUCACUUUACGCUACCAUGUGCUCACCGAGGAAGACACAUCAAAUUGAUUUAUGGUGUCAACCUGACUUGCCGGAAUCCGAGGUGGAAGGCGAUCAGUGGGCGGCACAACAAUUGCCAGCAGAACCAUUCUCUCCGGAGCGAUUGCCAGUUAGAACCACAUACCAAAAUGAUGCCAUAAACAAUAAAUCUUGCCAUUGCCCUCCACCGCAGGGCCAUCAGUUCAGUGCACGCCGUUUCUAUGUGGCCGCGGCUACAUGGUAUCGGCCCGUAGUAACUCCGCCGAAACCCUUGGGAAGGUGA